Molecule: messenger RNA, 837 nt
Organism: Perkinsus marinus ATCC 50983
Lineage: Eukaryota; Perkinsozoa; Perkinsida; Perkinsidae
Exons: 4
Coding region: 62-490 (142 amino acids)
Source: RefSeq, a predicted model, not a curated record
AGCACUUGCUUGUUGAGCUUACGGCCCGGUGGCUGGUCCAUUGAUUGAUUGCCGCCGUGUAAUGGUGUUUCCAAGAAGUAAAAGCGCUUACUCCCGAUAUGCAGAAGGCGACCAGGCUAUGGGUACCACUAGUCCCAACAAACGGCGGAUAUCUGAUGCUACGAGGAAUAUGCCUUCCAUCGACCCUCCUACGAAGAGAAUGCGUACCUCUGGAGAGUUUGGCGAAGAUCCUAGGAGCUACAAUCUCCAUACAGACCAAUAUACUGACGCCAAGGCGCAAUACCUGGCCGGCGUUGACUGUGGUCAACAGCAGGGAGCUCAGGAACAGCAGAGAAUGCUGCCUAAGCUAUCUUUCCAACAGUACCGGAUGAGAGAACAGCUUCGAGCGUACAUGGAGGAGGAGCUCCGACGUAUGCGCUGCGACCAAAAGCAUCGGUCUUGUGGGUGCAACUAUGAAGCGUGCUCGAAAGGUUCUACGGAUGGCGCAUAACGGGUUCGACUCGAGUGAUGCAAGUCCAUGAUAAAUAAUCUACUCGUGGGAGGAUGGAGUGUGGAGUCGUUCAGGAGACGGAGACUUCAGUUGGCGAUCUCCAUGGCUCACGUAUUACCCUGUACAGUUUUUCGAGCAAUACAAUGCGCUUGAAUUAUCAUCUACAAUUGCGUAACACUCAUUGUAUUGCGCGUACACGUGCAUUGUUUGCUGUGAAGAGAUGACGGUUGCAACGGAGAGACUUCACCCAAAGCACAUACUCACUGGCUACUAAUGGGUCUAACUUUGUAGUUUCGGUGCUACUGUGUUUGGUCGAAGGCACCUUCCGUCUCAGUCACAUCGCUUGC